Moneuplotes crassus is the source of this 952-nucleotide messenger RNA. The record is from the annotation of a GenBank genome assembly. NCBI's taxonomy places the organism in Eukaryota, Ciliophora, Spirotrichea, Euplotida, Euplotidae.
AUCCACUCUCUCCACAAAUAUGCAGUACAACCAAGACAUUGACAAUGUCAUGAACGUCAAGAAGUUCAGCAAACUUGACAAGUUCCAACCGAAGAUUAAAAUUCCAGUGAAGUUUUUAUACAAGAUGCCGUUCUUAGAUGGUGAUAAAGAAGAGAGAAGGACUGUGCUUGAGAAGCCAAUAUUUGAGAACUCAGUUCUUUCUAAGAGUGUUCCUGAACUUAAAAAGAAAGAAGAUGAUCAGAAGAAAAGGACAUUCAUUUUACCUAAAAUUGGGAAUAAAAACUUUAUUCCAAACUCUGAGUUUCAACACCUUGAGGAUAAAAAGAUGAAAAGACUGGCUAAGAUUAGAGAUUUUCAUUCUCGAAAGAAAGAUCCACAGAGGAAGUCUCAACUUCUUGGGUCUCAUACUGAGAGAUCGGAGGUCAACUUAGAUCAUAGCCUUGAAAGCAUUGAUAGUGAUAACUUCGGGAUCAGAUCUCUUAUCGCAAAUGAUCAAAAGAAAAAGAAACAUUUCUUAUCAGUAGACUCCUUAGCUAAAAGAGUGCGUGAAAAUAAUAAGAAAUACAUUUCAAGAAACAAAGACAUCCUGGGGUUACCUAAAAUCUCUAAAAGCAAGCUAUCCAUCUAAAUCUAUAGAUUUCUUAACUCAAAAGACUGACCAGGCCUCAAAGAAGAAGAAGAAGGUCAAAAAAAAGACUAAGAAAGUGAUUCAGCCCCAAAAUGACGGCUUCAGCUUUGUCAACCAACAUUUUGACCCAAAUGUAUUAAGAUCUAUCAAAAAGUUACACAAGGGUUAUAAGAAAUUCAUCAAAAUCGAGGAAGAAAUCAAGGAUUACUUCUAUUACAAAGAGCCUGUCCAGAAGACCAAGAGCCCCGACCCUCAGAGGACCAAUUUCUUCUCUAAAGAGAGGUAUUUCUAGCCUGAUUUCCCACUAUUCCUGCUAUUUUGGUC